GCGUCCCCCGUGCCCCCGUGGCUCACGGGGAGGGGAGGGGGGGUCCCUUAUUCUAAAGGAAAGGGUGUAACAGACGGCUCACAGUGUGAGAGAGAGAGGGGGUUACCUGCUACGCCAGAAGAGGGAGAGAAGACCCCCCUUGCCCCGAUAACGUGGACACUUUAAAGGAAGAGCGUGGAGUUGGGAGCCGUAAUCUCGUCGCGGCCUGUAGUACAAUAGCAGCGAAGAUCGGCUCGGACACAGUUCCGGGUGGUGCUGCAAUAGACAUGGCGUCGGCGUACGGCUUCCCGGGGCAGAAACGUCCACUGGAGGAUGCCGAUGUCCCUUGGACGGGCCCCCCGCCCACUAGAGCAGGCUUGGAGCUCGCGCUGUCUCCUCCAGACAAUCCUGACAGCAAGAAAAUGGCGCCUCAAAGUGACCCAAUUGGUGCUCAGUUGGCAGCGAUACAACAGCAGCAGAGCGGCAGAGGUGGAGACGCCCCCGAGAUGGGAUGGUCACCACCGCCCCGGUUCGACUCCCCGGACGGGGACCCUCACUGGCCGCCCUCCCAUCACGGUGGAGGUGGAGGCGGAGGUGGUCUCAACCCCAGGGCCCAAACAGAGGAAAUGAAAAUCCCCGAUAAGAUGGUUGGAUUCAUCAUUGGCAGGGGCGGCGAGCAAGUUUCAAGGCUUCAGACUGAAACCGGCUGCAAAAUCCAGAUCUCACCAGAUGCAGUUGUGGAUGCCACUGGCCUCAUGGAACGUACGUGCAUGCUCAUGGGACCGCCCGAGGCCAUCCAGCAUGCCAAGAGUCUCAUCGACCAGAUUAUCGAGCGGUGCAGGAACGGGGGCCCCUCGGAGAACGGCGCUGAUGGAAUGGUCGAGAUCAUUGUCCCUGCCGACAAGGUGGGGCUGGUCAUCGGCAAGGGAGGCGAGACCAUCCGGCAACUGCAGGACCGUGCUGGUGUCAAGAUGGUCAUGAUCCAGGACAACCGGCAGAACUCGGGCGUGGAUAAACCUCUCCGCAUCACCGGCGACCCUUACAAAGUCCAGGUCGGUGUGCCGCCACUGCAGCAGGGCAGGCUGCCUCCCAAAAGCUCGCAAGCCAAGGAGAUGGUCAUCGAGUUCCUCAGGAAGGAGGACCACCGCGAGAGGUUCGGGGAGUUUGCAGGCCGGACGGGAGGCCGCGAGUCUGUCAAGAUCGCUGUGCCUCGAUUUGCGGUGGGCGUGGUUAUCGGCCGAAGUGGGGACAUGAUCAAGAAGCUGCAGAACGAGGCUGGAGUCCGCAUACAGUUUCAGCCUGAUGACGGCAGUGGGCCAGAGCGCAUGGCUCAGAUCAUGGGCGUCCCGGAGAACUGCCAGCGAGCCGCCAUGAUGAUUAUCGAGCUCAUCAAUGGCAUGCAGAUGGAAGGGCGCGAAGGACCCCCUGGCGGCAUGGGACCACGAGGGAGGGGCGGCCGUGGGCGGGGCUUCGGGGACUGGAGCCCAGGGCCUCCGGGAGGAAUGCAGGACCAAAUCACCUACACCGUGCCCGCGGAGAAGUGUGGCAUCAUCAUUGGCAAGGGUGGGGAGACCAUCAAGCACAUCAGCCAGACAUCGGGCGCACGGGUGGAGCUGCAGAGGAAUCCUCCCCCCAACACCGACCCCAACAUCCGCAUCUUCCUCAUCCGGGGCUCGCCGCAGCAAGUGGACCACGCGAGGCACCUAAUGGAUGAGAAGAUGGGGCUUGGGGGACCUUCUGCUUUCGGGGGAGCACCUGCCCCUUUCGGACAGGGUCCCUAUGGACAGGGACCCCCAGGCCCUCCUCACCAAAAUGGACCCGGGCAGCAGGCCUUCGCUCCCCAGGCGGGUGGGUGGCCCGGUGGAUACCAACCCUGGGCACAGGGGCAGCAGCAGCAACAACAGCAGCAGCAGCAGCCACAGCAGAACCCUGCUGCGCAAGACCCCAGUAAGUCAGGAGACCCCAACUCUGCCGCCUGGGCUGCAUACUACGCCCAGUAUUACGGACAGCAGCCCACGCAACACAACCCCGCGCACACAGCAGAUCCAAGCCAGCCAGCGGGCGGGCAGAACGGACAGCCUGAUUACACCAAGGCAUGGGAAGAGUACUACAAGAAAAUUGGUCAGCAGAAUCCAAGCAGCCAGCAGCCUGAUUACAGCAAGGCUUGGGAAGAAUACUAUAAAAAGCAGGCCGAAGCCCAGGGACAAGGCAGCGGUGGUGCGGCCCCAGGAUCGCAGCAGCAGCAGCAGCAGCAGCAGGGGCAGCCAGGGCAGCAGGGGGGCCAGCCGGACUACAGUGCCGCCUGGGCCGAGUACUACCGGCAGCAGAGCCAGCAGGCGUACUACGCUCCCGGUGGGGCGCAGGGCAACCCCAACGCGCCGCAGGGCCACUGAGGGAGCUCUGAGCCGUGAGCCGCUGUUGCGCAAUCCCGCCAGCUGACCCAGCCACCCCCCCCCCCCCCUCAGCGUUUAGCGCGAUUGUGUGUAUUGAACUCUUGUUAAAAAAAAAUAAUACGAUUUUUUUCUGCUAUCUCUUGUUUCAUUUUUCAUGAUGACGAUAAUAAUGUUAAACGCAUUGGUUAUUUUGUUUGUGUCUAAUGUAAUGAUAAAACCAAGUGGUAUUUUAUUGUGAUGGUAAUUUCUUUGUUUGUUCAAUUUAUAGAAUGAUUGACUAAUGAUUUUUUUUUCUCCUUUCGUUUGUUUUUAUCUCACGUGCGUAUUAUUCUUCGCAUUGUGUGUUUGUUGGGUUUUUUUUUUGGUAUUUUUGGAAGAAAAAAAAACCUCAAGAAAAAAAACGAACCAAGAGUCCGUAGACGAUGGGGACAGUAAAUUAAUCCGUAAUCUGGCACAGGCCUUGCAACGCACGCGCGCACACCCGCACACAGACACUGCGCGGUGGUUUGUGAUUCACCUGUUAACCCUGCUGCACCCCCCUUCCCCCCCUUUGUUGGACUACAAAACGAGUAUAUAUUUUCUAUGUGUUAGAAUUGUGUAACGGCGACUUGAGGCUUUUUGGGGGUUUUGGUUUGGUUUGGGAGAGGCGGGGGGACCGCUUUUGAGAGCGCCAAUACGUGUGUGCGUUCCACACUUCGAGUUUCACGUCAGGUCAUAUGAAAAAUACGCAGCAGGACUAACUUAUUUUUAACAACGUGGUGGUAAUGUGUUAAUUAUUUCUCGUGUUUUAUUUUCAGUUGGGGGGGGGGGGGGUGGAAUGGGUUUGCUUUGAUAGUUGCCGAAAUGAAGUAACAGAAAACGUGUACACAUACGACUCGGUUGAAACAUUUUUAAUAGCUUCCGACAUAAACCUGAAAAAAACGAUGCUUAAAAGAAAGUUGGCGUUUUUGGCCAUAUGUUUCUUUUGAUUGUUGUUGCCCUAAUUGUAGGUGAAAUGAGUUAGCGCGCUGUGUUUGGUGAUACCGCUGUGUGUCUAAGUGGCGUGGGUGGACGUUUCUACGUGGCAGGGAGAUUUUGUUGUUGUGUUCCGUUCGACAAAGGUUUGACAGCGAAGCCCAGGGAUGAGAGUUGUAACUUUCACACAUAUCCAGCGUUUUGUACUUCAGAGUAGUGCCGCUACUCUCCCCUCUCUACUAUGAACGAUUUCCCCCCUCCCCCCCCCCCAGUCCAGCGUCGGUCUUAACCGCCCACAGGAUUAGGGGCUGUGCUAAAAAUGACACGAAAGAAACAUAUAUAUAGUUGGUGACGAGGAAAACUUUGUGCUGUGCCGUUUCAUUUUUCUGCAGGCCUUUUAUAUAGGGGAACACGCUUUACGUAUUUUGUUCGAUCGACCGCCGCCCCCCGACCCCCCCUCUUCAGUUCCUCUUGUUGCUGAACAUUGACGCCUACAACUGUUUUUGGAUUUUUUGAUUCUUUUAAAAUGUCACGCUGUGUGCCGCGAUGGCGGUUUUUAAAUGAGCGAGAGUAAAUUCCAAGAACAUAUUAAAAAUGAGAGUGUGUACCACUGUAUUUCAAUGAUUGCGUAAAACAAAUGUGAUGCGUCCGUCUGCAGUCGAGACGCGACUCAAAGACUUUUUGGCGCAUCUCUUUAUAUGACAAAAAAAUUAUCUCGUUUUGCCAGUAUCGUGUUUUUUCGCUUGUGUUCCACUUGAAAGCUUUGGACAUUGGACAAGUCGUUUAAGUGUCGUAUCGGAAAUAUUUGGUCGGCCCCACGAUUCAACAGAACUAUGUAAAACGCGUGAUGUGGUAUUUUUGCUGUUUUUAUUUUAAAACGUAGCAUGUGCACACGUUUUGUGUGUGUGUGUGUGUAUGCUCUGCAGGUCGUUCGUAAUGUGUUGCGAGAUUUGUGUUUCUGAAAAAAACAUGGGAGAAGGAAGUGGAUCGUUGUGGGAGAGGGGAGGUCGCAGGCAAAUGCACAAUGUGGUGGUUGCCGCGGUUAGAGCAUUUAACUCGGAACCACGAGGUUUUCGGAUGUUAAAUCCCAGUAGCUGGGUAGACUUGUGCCCCAUUAAAUAUUCAGGGUUUGUUACAUUAUGGUGUUUGUACCGUAGAUAAGGCCGCAGGGUGGCGCAAUUCCCAGAGCGGCUGUUUGAAGAUGAGCGCCGGCCCGUGCUCGUUCCGCAGGGGUGAGGCCCCUGUUUUGAAAUCUCCCGCCGUCUGUGAACCAAAAUCGCGCAAGUGCUUUCGUUUCCUCCUCUCGCUACCAAAGUUAAAACUCCCAUGAUUUUUUCAACGAUUUUCUUUGGGUCUUAAAACGUCAGCUGUUUGCUUUCAUACAGUAUACAUGCUAUUUAUGUUUUAUGUUCACAUCGCGUCGGCCUCAGCUGUGUAAGAGCUAAGCUGUGGCGAGAGCUAGGGAUGUGUGAUGCGACAGCUACAUGCGCUUUACACAACUGCCUCUAUGCCCACAAAACCUCCCCAUUCCCUCUCUCCCAGUCUCCUUCCCCCACUUGUCAGUCCUGAUAACAGCCCGUUGGCCACGCUAUUGAUUAAUGUACAUUUCGAAUGAGCAUUUUGAAACGUCAAUUUAAUUGUAUUUUUGAAAACGUUGAGUUCCCCCCUCGCCCCCCAACCAGCCUUGCUUUGGCAGCAUUCUCAAUCUAAUGGAGACUUGGCGGUGUUGGCUAUCGACUUGAGUUCGCUUUCCCAACUUUGAGCAGAGCUGCGCGCUGGCCGCGUCGCGCUGCCACCAAUCUCGGCGACGUGCUCUUGGUGGCAGCGCGGCCUCAACGGCGAAAAUUUGAGACCCCCUCUGGACCCCGUUGUUGAAUGUUGCAUGACCCCCCCCCCCCCAGUCACCCGCGAAAGGUUUUGCUCUACUACUGAUCGACGGUGCGAAAGCGUACGUGAAUUAGCAAUAGUCUAUUUGCAGCACUGGGGUUGUUGCCGACUUGGCAUCGUCGUAGAAUAUUGGAGGGAGACCGUUUUGUCACAAUGUACGGUUCGCCUGAUGCCAAAAAUGCCGUCGCUGUUUUCUGUUCGUUUCCGUUUGGUCUGUUUGCGAGUUUUGAGGCUGGGCCAAAACAAAUACUUAAAAUGAAACGACGUUGCUGUUUAGGGCUGAGCGAUUUGUCGUCUGUGAUGGAUUAUUUGAAACGGCAUCAGGCGACGUGACACUUCCUUGCUGGUUGAACCCAUUUCACCUGUUUAGUAAGUGCAAUUAGCAGCACGGUGAAUGUGGCCGAGGCGGCUGCGUUUCAUUCCACCGAGCAAUUUCCGUGUUGGCGUUUGUCGCAUCGGUUUAGCGUAGGGUUUUCUAUGGUUGUUUGGUGACCUGCUAGUCAGCCUUUGCACCGAUGAGCCAGUUGCAGGGGGAGUUUCUGGUGCAGCCAAGAAAAUAAUUCCUGUCGUUGAGAGACUGAAAAGUACACACCAGUUGCGUUUCAGUGGGCAAUUUUAACCUGAUUUAAAAGUAACGGGUUAUUGAUUCUUGCUUUUACAAGCCACAUUUCUCAAUUGGAACAUCUAUAAUUUGUACAAAACAAGUUUAACAAUUUUUCGUAACAAGCCCCCCCCCCCCCUCGUAGGUCUGAUUUUAAAAAGCAAUCGUAAAUCAACCCAAAAUUUGCACGUGCAUUCUCUGGUAUCCUGUCGCACGCAAAAAUAAUGCUGGUGCAUCCAACCAACUCGGCAGGAGAGAGGGCCUCGGAGAAAGCAUCUCGACACCCUCAUUCCUGGGCAGAGAUUCCACAUCUAUUUGGGGAAAAAAAAUUCCCUUGACAGGGGAAGACGAGGUGUCGAAAGGCAGACGCGUCAUCGCCGUCACGGCCGCGGUUUUUGGCAGUGCGCAGAGUUUGGGAGCUGUGGCACCCUGUGGUAAUAUCGGCGGCGUCCGGGAAUGAAUGCCUCCGGCAGUAAGAUGAUGGGGAUUGCCGUACGCUGAGGAUUUCUUUGUAUCGCUCAUCCCUGAUGUGUGCAUUUGCGCUUAGAUCAAGAGUAGCGUGGGUGGUGAGCCCAGUCGUAGACACCUGCGGAAUCUGACCCCCCACAUAACAUUGCAUCUCUCGCCUGAUUAAUUCUUAAUAAGCCAACGUUUUGUUGUUGUGACUGAUGGGAGAGUCCCUUCAUUUCCUCCUGCCUCCCCACUUCCUCUCCAGCGCCGCAAACCCCUUUCUCAAUUUGAAGCCACGCGGUGCCGUUUUCCAAGCGUUCCCCUCCUCGGUUGUGGGGAAUAAUUCCGUUGUCACGUUUAAUAAAUUGGUGUCGCGAACUUAUUGCCGCGUUUGUCGGCCUCGGGUGCGCGACCCCCCCCCCCCACCACCACUCGCUAUUAGCACCACCACAAGUUGGAUGGGGUGGGGGGGCCUCUUUUUUUAAAGCCGAGAGAUCUGUGCCUCGUUAAUUAUUUUAAAUUAACGGCGGACAAUUGUCGUGUAACCCCCCCCCCCCCCCCACCGUUAGCGGAUACAAGCGCGAUAUUUGCUGUUGAACGCUGUCCCUCCUUCCCUCCCUCCCCCUGAGUUGUGAACUUGACAGAAGCGUUUGGCAUAGAAGACAAUUGAAAGCGCCGCCGUUUCUAUCGCCCAUGGAGUUGCUGCCGUGUUUUGGAAUUGUUUGUGCGUGAAGAGGGGGGAUGUGUUAACCUUGCCACCAAGUGCGCACGUGUGUGUUGUUUUGUAGUUGGAUUUUUUUGGUUUUUCUUUUUUCAAAAAAUGAAAUACAAACUGGUGUAAGCUUCAUUGUGGGGGGGGGGGGGGUGAAGGGUUAAUUUUUGUUUCUCUGGUGAAUGAGCUUUGAUGUUUGCAUGGGUCAUUUUUUUAUCGUUCCCCCGGUGCUGAUAGAGCGAGUAUCGUCUCAUGGUUAUCUUGGCGCGUUGAUUGUGGUCGCGGAUUUGAUUUAUGUAAUGUCUAAGAUUACACGAGUAUAUAACCACAUCUCAAGUUGCUCAUAAUGGGCACAAUUAUGAAACACGUAAUGCGAAACAUUGUAAUUUUUAGAGCGAAUUAUUUGAAAACAAACGAACAUUACUUCCAAAGUUUCUACGGAUUGUUAGAAAAAUCUAAAAAAAAGAAUGGAUCUUUUUUUUAUCCAAUGUAUUUCUUGAGAAAACAUUUUGAGCCCCCUCCCUCCCCCCUCCCUUCAUCGCCUCGGAUUUAUUUUGCACAUCAACACUUGCUGGCGCGUGCAUCUCUCCCAGGAUGUUGGAGAAUGGUCAAGGAUUUGGGUGGUUUUAAGAGCGCGCCCCCAGCCCCACGGCUGCCCCCCCCCCAAGUUUGCUUGGGAAGGACGAGGCGCUUUGUGCUGCAGACCUGUGCGGUGAAUGGUUAACGGAGGGGGGGGGGCGAUGUUCGUUAAUAUAAUGUGGGUUUCUUUUUUUCAUACGUUGAUGACGAUGGUAUUAAUGUUAAAUGAUAUAAAAGCAAGUUUUUGUGUUUUUUUUUUCCAGCCAAUUCCAUUGAAAAUAAAUAAUUUCACGUACACCGUUGGUUUAUUAUUAAUAUUAUUAUUUCUCUCUCGUGUGAAGUGAAUCAUUUUUUAACUUUACACUACAGUUCAGUCGAACGGUAGAUGUCGUUUUUGUACAAGCGAUAUGGGGGUCUGAACUGUACAGCUUCGUUCAGGAUUGUUUAGUUUUUCUCUCUCUUUUUGUUUGUGCGUGUGCCGUUUAUAGCAUUCGGCGCCCCUCCCCCCCUGCUCUCUUCUCCCGAAUUCCCACCACCCACCCCCCCCCCCUUGUCUCCCAGCCCUGCGUCCUAACGUUGUAGCAUGUACCGAAUGAGAAACAAGCUGUCUGUGUCAUUUUACUGUGCCCAUGUUUUAUACUUAAUAAAUUGAUUUGGGAAACAUGUUGAAAA
Lethenteron reissneri (Far Eastern brook lamprey) is the source of this 8227-nucleotide messenger RNA. RefSeq names its product far upstream element-binding protein 1-like. The record is from RefSeq and is a predicted model, not a curated record. Gene Ontology annotation, biological process: regulation of DNA-templated transcription. Lineage: Eukaryota; Metazoa; Chordata; Hyperoartia; Petromyzontiformes; Petromyzontidae. Gene Ontology annotation, molecular function: RNA binding.